Prorocentrum cordatum is the source of this 1300-nucleotide messenger RNA. NCBI's taxonomy places the organism in Eukaryota, Dinophyceae, Prorocentrales, Prorocentraceae. The record is from the annotation of a GenBank genome assembly.
GUCACCGUGCCGACUUCUGCUGGUCAUUCCCGCUGCGUUUGGGUUACCAAGCUCGCUGGGCAGUACCCGCCCCGACUCUGCCGCGCGAUCGCGGUGUGCGGCCCGUGCCGCGCCUUCGGGGGCUCGCUACGAUGAGCUUCGCCGAGGCCGCGGGCCCGCCUGGCGCUGGACUCACCUGGGGGCCGCCGCCCGUGCUGGGGCAGCGCCAAGGGUCCUACGUCUGCCUCGCUGCCCUGCCGCCCUUGUCAUCGGCUGGGAGCGCGCCUCCGGUGCUUGGGGUGUUCGCGUUCCUGCCGAGCGGCGGCGCGAUGGGCCUGGUUGCUGGCGCCGCGCGCCCUCGCCCUGCACGGAAGGUCGCAGUGGCCAAGAAGAGGGCGGCCCGCGGCGGCGUGACCUCCAAGGCCCUCGAGGACCUGAACGAGGCGCAGCCCGCUCCAGUGGGCGCGGUGGCGACGGAGAGGGCGGCUUGUGGCGGCGCAGCCUGGGCGGCCCCGACGGCCAGGGAGGCGCGCCCCGCCGCCGCGAUGCCGGCGGGCCAGUCCCGCGGGGAGCAGGUCCGCUACUCGUCAGCCUUCGACGAGUUCCGAACCUGGGCGGUCCUGCGCGAGCAGCCGGUGAUGAGGCUGGCCAAGAACGAGGACAACCUCGACGCGAUCCCUGCGACGUUCUUCGAGGAGCUGCGCCUGCGCAGAAAGGCGGCCAGCACCGCCAGGGACGAGCUCUUCGGGGAGAUCUUCGAGCUGGGCUUGGACGAGGGGCCGAACGUGCGCCCGCGCGGCCGCCGGCCGCUCCAGGGGUUCCGCCGGGGCGACCCCCUUGCGUCCGCGGGCCCCCGCCCGGGCGAGGCGGCGGCGCUGGUGGCAGCAGCUCUUCUGGAGGACGGGCCCUUGCGCUCGGUGCUCAGCGGCAGAGCGUUCGGCAAGCAGCACGACCCUCUCACCAGGCCCUCCGAGACGCUGAACAUCCUGCGCGGGAGCUCCGUGGCCCCGGACCCCGUGCGCGCGGCUGCCGUGGAGGCUGCCGUGGGGGCGCCCGCGCCGUCGACGUUGACGGCGGUGCGCAAGCGCCCGGCAGCGGGGCUUGCCGUUCGCGGGGAGUUCGACGGCACCGUCCUCGACAAGCUCGGGGGCCUGGGCUUCGAGUUCGUCCCGGAGGUAUUCUCGAGCCCCCAGGGGUGCGCGAUCCCAUGCCAGCCGCUCUUCUCGCCGUUGACUCCGGGCGAGUACGAGCGCCACAUCCUGAAGGGCGCACAGCUGGCCGUCGCCCCGCACUUGGCGUGGCACGACGGCGCCAGCUCGUG